UUCUAGAGACCUCUAGCCUACAUCUCCCAAGAUUCAUCUGUGAAAAGGGGGCGUCGUCAACAUUUGUAUGAGAAUGACAUUGUCGCAGUAUGAUAUGCACUUUACUUGACAUCAACCCAUUUGCGUUUAUUUCUAGUAAGCCUUGGUUACAUUUUGCUGAAUUAAAUAAUUUAAACUAAAGUUUGCGACAUCAAUGGCGUGCCCUUUUCACCACUCAGCGGAGUUGAACCCCGCUGUAUUGGCGCUCGACUGGCUGCUUGGAACCUGGGAAUCAGAUGAGCCCGGAGAGGGCUCUUUUUCUUCAAUACCACCUUUCCGGUACAAUGAGACUCUGCAGUUCUCUCACGUCGGACAACCGGUUAUCAACUUCACGUUUAAUGCCUCACAUGCUGAGAACAAAAAACCUCUACACAGGGAAUGUGGCUUCAUCAGGCUGCAACCAGGCACCAACAGAGUGGCCUUCAUCAUUGCUCAAAAUUCAGGGCUUGUGGAGAUAGAGGAAGGGGAGUUGGUGGGGCAGGGGAUGACCCUGCACACACAUGGCCUGGCCAGGACCUCAUUUGCUAAGGAGCCCCAUGUGCAGCAGAUUUCCAGAGUGUUCCAGCUUAGACCGGAUGGGAAGCUGGAGCAGACGGUUUCCAUGGCGAUGGAGGGCCAGCCGCUGAUGCAGCAUUUGCACAUAACCUACCGCCGGAAUUCUUGAUGCAGGCUGCUGGGAUAGGAUACACAGGCCAUGGUGUUCCUCCCACCAGAUGUUGUGAUGACUGACCCAUAGGAGCAUACUUCUUUGGAGAUAUACAUCUCUCUCUCCAUCCUGUUAGGCUUAAAACCCACAAUGCUAUGGCCACACUCACCUGUGUGCAGCUAACUUGGAAUGUGUCGUACUGAAACAGUCUUAACCCCUCAGUCUCUGCGAUCUUGGCACUGCUCCCUGUGUGCUAUCAAUGCUAGCAGUUCUUUGCUUCAUGUUAAAUGAGGUCAGUACAUCAAUGAAUAUGCUCUCACUCGUUAUUCAUUCUGUUCAGGUGUUCUUUUGUUACGUAAUUCAUGUCGCUCUACUUCAUGCCACCAUAUGAGUUUGUAUCUUCUAUCCUAAACAUACAUCUGAUGUUCAA
Messenger RNA from Osmerus eperlanus (European smelt), 1115 nucleotides. It is a transcript of the gene thap4, whose product is annotated as THAP domain containing 4. Bases 194 to 703 code for a protein of 169 amino acids. The record is from RefSeq and is a predicted model, not a curated record. Lineage: Eukaryota; Metazoa; Chordata; Actinopteri; Osmeriformes; Osmeridae. The transcript has 5 exons.